Rhopalosiphum padi (bird cherry-oat aphid) is the source of this 1903-nucleotide messenger RNA. RefSeq lists its product as uncharacterized. Bases 211 to 873 code for a protein of 220 amino acids. NCBI's taxonomy places the organism in Eukaryota, Metazoa, Arthropoda, Insecta, Hemiptera, Aphididae. Gene Ontology annotation, biological process: cilium assembly. The record is from RefSeq and is a predicted model, not a curated record. The transcript has 3 exons. Gene Ontology annotation, cellular component: ciliary transition zone.
UUACAUUUUAUUUAUUUGAAGUAAUAUAAUAUCUAUUAGUCAAUUUCUUUUCUACCUGUAAUGUGAAUUAUGCAUUAAUAAAUGUAUCUAAUAAUGUAAUUACAUUCUGGUUAUGAACUUUAUUAUCCAAAAGUAAAAAAAACAUUUGUAUUACGAUUUAGUCAUCAUUUUAAAAAUGGUGAUGUAACUAUAAUUUGAAUUCAACUAAAGAUGGACACUAGUCGCAAUACAGUUGCAGCCAUAUUAGAAGAAGUUAGAGAUGAUGUGCAUAGUUCAACAAGUCCUUUAUCACAUCCAGCACGUCCUACCAGUACUAAUGAUGCCAAUAAAAUUGUAAUUUAUGUUCAAGACCAAAAUCGUUUUGUGAAAACUGAACAAAAUGAUUUUUUUAAUCAUAUAAAUGAUCAUCCACCUUCUUCAGAGAACUACAAUAAUUUACGUCCAAUUGCAGCAAGAGUACAAAGGGUAUUUGCAUCUUUGGGCACUGUUAGUCAAGGUCUACUUGCAGGAGUAGCAUUGGCACAAUUAUUUUUAGGUGAAGCAUCCCAUCGAUCACCAUUAAUAUUGAUGUCAUUUUUCUUUUUGUCAACUAUAUGUAUGUGCACAGUUCUGGAUAUUUUUGACUUGUAUAGAUGUGAGAGCUUCAAACCAAAAUAUAUUUUAGUAUUAUUCUUAAGUGUAUUAACAGCUUUAGCUGCAUUUGCAUGUGCUACAUAUGAUACAGCUAUUAUGUCUGGUAAAGUCGAAGCUAAAGUUUCAGAGACUUGGCGAGCAUUAAACUGCUGUCGAUGUUAUGGAGCGGUACUUGGAUGGAUUAUUAUUAUCAUAAUGAAACCUAAAGAUCAAUUAGCAGAGUUUCUGAAUACUGAUUAGUUUCUUAGUAAAACAAAAAAAUAAAUGUUUAUAUGAAAUUUCACUAAAAAUAUUCACUAUUUUACAUUUGAGUUAUAUGGGCUUGGAGAAAACGAAUGCUUGAAAUUCACUUGUCUAAAAAUCAAAUACAGUGGUUUAUGUUGAUGAAUUUACAAAUUGAUCCAUUUCCUUGAGUCAUAGUUUGGUUAAUGUGUGAAGCUAUAUGACUUAAUACUUAUAUGAUCUCUACACUUAUGAAUUAUAUCAAUUCAUAUUGAAAUAUUUUUUUAGGUGAUUCCAUUUCACAAUUUUUUUCACUAUGUAUAAUGAAAUAAUAACUACUUAAAAUAUUGUCAAUCAGUAGGUGCCAAUUAAAUGAUUAGUUUUGGGACUCAAAAUUUAGUGAUUGAGUAUGAUAAAUAAAUCAUCUAUUAUAUUAUAUAAUAUUUAAAACGUUAAAAUAAUUUUAUAUUUUAUAGUAUAAAACCAAACCACAUUUAAAUUUUAUAUAACAACUAUAUUUUAUACACCAAAGAAACUAGUUUUAUUAAUAUUUUUAUGAUAUUAGAAUAAAUUUCUAUAAAAAAAAUCUUUAUGUAGAUAAUUUUUUUUUUAAAUUUUAUACACAAGUAGUGGCAAGACUACUGGAGCAAUUACUUGUACCAACAUUUUAAGCACCUGUUUGAAUGAAAAAUUACGGUGCACAGUUUUUUUUGUUAGAUGCCAAAUAAUUGUAUUUUUUUUUUUCAAUUAAAUGUAUAAUCAAAAUCAUAAUCAAAAUUAUUUUUAAAAAAUUGUUAUUAUUAUUCAAUGUAAUAUAAUAAAAAUAAACUUAAUGUACAAAUAUUUAUGUGCCUUAUGUAUAGAGUUAUUGUUUCUAAAUCAAUCUGAAUUGUGUAUUUUAUUUUUGUUUAAAUUAAAAUAUAAUUAUUAGAUAUUUGUAAUAAAAUUGCAUGUAUACUUAUUAGUAAUUAGAAAAAUAUUAUAAUUAUGUUAAUUUGUACUUGUCAUUAAUGGGACAAAUAUAUUUAAUUUCAUAAUUAAUUUUAAA